AUGGUGUAGGGUUUGCUCACACAGCAUGUUGUCUUAUGUGGGCAUCUCUUGUGAGCCAUUCUAGAAGAGCAGACAUGUCACAUGCGAUGCUACUGCCAGAUUUCUUAGCCAGCUCGUAUUUUCUAUGUUUUUCCAUCAGUGAGUUAACUGUUGUCCGAUAACUAAACUGUGAAUGCUGUACAUCAUCCUUUUAUAAGGCAUGUAGAACAACAAGGCCCUGCCUUCUGACAGAAACUGUCAGUCCUACUUUUUGAUCAGAGAAGUCAUAAAUGACAGUAGCUACAAAUACAACUGUAAUUUCCUGCCCAAGCAUGCCUGGAGGAGCCAUGCAAGCAGUUCUCAAACUGACCAUCAGUGGAGGUGAUUUUCCACUGCCUUGAGACAUUUGUUUCUGAGGUACUCUUGUCAUUGAGAAGCCCUAGCAGGCCCAGAUAUUAGCAUUUCACACCAUUUUUAUGUCAGCAAACAACUCAAGAUGUUGGGUAUCCAGACCUUCACCUGGACCUGUCUGCAGUCAUUAAGAGGACAUUGACUUGUGUAAAGAAAAUAAAACAAUAGAUAAAACUUUUUCCAAAAAUUGAUUUGCAUUUUUUCUUGGCUAAUGCUGUUGGUUUAUUUUUAAGAGUUUGUUUUCCCCUUGUUUUGUUCCAGCUUGGGAUUUGAGACAGCAACUAUUCCUCUCAUCCUCUCAGUCCAGGCUUGGUUCCAGAAAUGAGAUCCACUUGCAUUGCUCUUAGCUCGAGCCUGUUUGAUACUAUGAUUAGCAGUUGUAUGAAAGAAGGCAGCCUUACAUCUCUGUUACAGGCGUAUUGACUAUAUUUUUAUAACAAAGUGCAGCAGGAUAAAGUGAUCCCUUCACAGAGAAUAGAUGUCAGCCAGAGACAGGAGUCCUCUUAAUUAAAAAUAUGAUAAAAUGUCAGGGUCUUCAGCUGUAUCUUCUAUGUGUUUCAGGACGUUGGUUGUCAAAAUGGAGCUGGCUAUUUCAUAUGAUGUUGGUGUUAGUGGUGGAAACACAACCAGAGAGAAUGCAGCUGUAUCUCACAGGAGAACACAGGCUCCACUGUUGACAACACCUGAGCCAUGGCAAGUUUUCGUGACUCAGACACCAGCCAAGGAAAAAGCCAAAGAGGGUGAAACUGUGGUCUUAAAUUGUCACUUUAACAGCCCACAACAUCCUUCCUUGGCUGGCCUGACAGUGAGGUGGUACAAAGAAGAUGAAAAGGGGUGGACAGACCUGCUAGAAAACAACGGGCAGACAGACCUGCUAGAAAACAAUGUGACCAUGUUGCUGAAUAACUAUAGGGUUUUCAUGAGCGGAGACUUGUCCCAAGGGGAUGUCUCCCUGGUGAUCCUCAAUGUGACGACCAGUGACCAUGGUAUCUAUUUCUGUGAGGUUAUACUUCCGGAUGGGAAGGUGAUGACAGGAGAUGGGACAAAGCUGAGGAUCAGGAGGGCUCUAGGCUUGUUUGGUAUAGAAGAAUCUAUUGGAACAAUCAUUGGGGUUGUGGCAGCUGGUAUCGGAGGCCUAGGAGUUUUGAUUAUCAUUUUAAUGCCGCAGCUAAGGAGAUGCAUCCUCUGCAUGAAACAAGGCUCUCACCAAGCAUAGCUUGAUCUGCAGAGCUACAGGAAACACUGGAAGAUGCAAAGGCUAAACACAAAGUAAUUUGUGAUGCUCUGUAAGCCAAAAAGGAAGUUCUAGAUGUAAUAAAAGCUUUUGCCUCAGUA
Messenger RNA from Numida meleagris (helmeted guineafowl), 1725 nucleotides. RefSeq lists its product as uncharacterized. Gene Ontology annotation, cellular component: membrane. The transcript has 4 exons. NCBI's taxonomy places the organism in Eukaryota, Metazoa, Chordata, Aves, Galliformes, Numididae. The coding region runs from base 914 to 1606 and encodes 230 amino acids. The record is from RefSeq and is a predicted model, not a curated record.